This is a messenger RNA of Penicillium odoratum, 906 nucleotides long. RefSeq lists its product as uncharacterized. The transcript has 2 exons. Bases 1 to 906 code for a protein of 301 amino acids. The record is from RefSeq and is a predicted model, not a curated record. NCBI's taxonomy places the organism in Eukaryota, Fungi, Ascomycota, Eurotiomycetes, Eurotiales, Aspergillaceae.
AUGAUCUUCAAUAUGCAGGAACCGCUUAUGAGCACCAGCUCUGUAGUCUAUGAUAGUGACACGGCAAGCGAAGAACGACCUUCAUCACAAUGCACAAGAACCAAGAUUCACGCAAAAUUCCAAGUAGCCCGUCCGCCCCCAAAAUCAUCACUCCGCCUCGCCCCAAAGCUACUCCUGCAGAUCCAACAAAUUGCAGCAAAUCACCGUCCAGUCCCAGUUCUGGAAAUAUGGCAACCUCCUUUCUGCAAAUCAAAGCUCACGCGGGAAUUUGCUCAACGACCGAAGUUAAGAUCUGGUGAUAUCUACGCUACCAGCAAUGAACCAUAUAUGAUGCGUGCCAAUUCAAGUCGGGCACAAUCGACCAUUUCUGCCUCGCAGGACGAGGACAACUGUGUCCCGCAUAGAGAUAUUGUUGCGGCGCUGUGUCAAUCGGCUGGUGAGACGCCAUCAUCGUCUAUUCACUUUCGCGAGGCUCGGUCUACCUGGCAGGGUAGUGCGGGUGUUGCGGGAUUGGAGAAGACGCCAUGUUACCGAUUUACCAUUAAAAAUGAUGAGGAUGCGAAACAGGAAUCCGAAACUCCCGGACGGAUGAUCUUGCAAUGGGAGAAACGGACUUCAUCGGCCAAAAGCGAGCCUGAUUCAGAGCAGUUUGUCCUGUUCUUGAUUGAUCGGACAGCGCGGCGAAAGAGCCGUCUGGCAACUAUGACACGCAGCGGAUUGGAGAUUCUUGUGCGCAAGAGUUCUGUCAUGGAGCACUUGCAAAUAUGCAUGGAUUUAACAAAUCCUCUACAAACUACGAGCGGUGCCAGUGCGCAUGAAGCAUUGGAAGCGUGGUUAUAUACGGAGGUCCUCACGCUGGGCGUGUGGGUUGCCCAACAAGAGGGAUGGCAUGGACUAGCUUCAUAA